Messenger RNA from Scatophagus argus, 967 nucleotides. It is a transcript of the gene txnl4b, whose product is annotated as thioredoxin-like 4B. The record is from RefSeq and is a predicted model, not a curated record. The transcript has 3 exons. Gene Ontology annotation, biological process: mRNA splicing, via spliceosome. Gene Ontology annotation, cellular component: spliceosomal complex; U5 snRNP; U4/U6 x U5 tri-snRNP complex. Lineage: Eukaryota; Metazoa; Chordata; Actinopteri; Scatophagidae. Bases 77 to 526 code for a protein of 149 amino acids.
UCAGCGUCGUACCGCAAUAAUGACGUAAGUUCCUCCUGGUAGCGAAACAGCGUGAACUAAUUUAUUGUCAUCUAAGAUGAGUUUAUUUUUGCCCAAAUUAACUUGCAAAAAAGACAUAGAUGAGGUUAUCAAAGGCGUAGCGGAAAAAGUUUUAGUUUUAAGGUUUGGAAGAGACGAAGAUUCGGUUUGUCUCCAGUUGGAUGAGAUUCUGUCAAAAACUGCCCAUGACCUGAGUAACAUGGCGUCCAUCUACAUCGUUGAUGUGGAUAAAGCUCCCGUCUACACAAGAUACUUUGACAUCAGUUACAUCCCCUCCACUGUCUUCUUUUUCAACGGACAGCACAUGAAGGUGGAUUACGGAUCCCCGGACCACACUAAAUUUGUUGGCAGCUUCAAGACCAAGCAAGAUUUCAUGGAUCUAAUUGAGGUCAUAUACAGAGGAGCCAUGCGUGGGAAGAUGAUUGUCCAGAGUCCCAUUGACCCUCAAAAUAUUCCCAAAUAUGAUCUCCUCUACCAUGGAAUUUAGGAUCAGCUAAUGAUCAUAACUAUUUCCCACUGAGUGGCUUCAACCACUACUGGUUGAUUAACAAAAACAGCUUCGACUUUCAGGCACCAAGCAGCCUUCUGAAGAGGUUUUGUAUUUAUGUUAAAGCUGAAUGUCUCAGACUUUAAGUCUUUAGUGAAUAUGGUCCUUUUCCUAUCUGUGGCAAAUUUCAAACAAGACAACACAUUGCCCUGUACUUCUUGUCCCCUUAUUUAUUGUUCCCCAGGAGCAAUGUUUUUAUGCGUGGGUCACUGUUAUGUUAGUGGAUUAACAUUCUGCAGCUAUACUGAUUUUAUUUAUUUCUUGUGAAAAUGCAGUCAUUUUGAUGUUUCCCAUGGAAAGAGCUGUAUCCCAAUAGAGAGAUACAAUUAAUCUACGCAAUGUACAUGGUGUGUUUUUAUUAUUAAAAAAACUUUUAUAUUU